Polistes dominula (European paper wasp) is the source of this 386-nucleotide messenger RNA. RefSeq lists its product as uncharacterized. The record is from RefSeq and is a predicted model, not a curated record. NCBI's taxonomy places the organism in Eukaryota, Metazoa, Arthropoda, Insecta, Hymenoptera, Vespidae.
GAAGAAUCUCAUCGUAAGCGGUUCUACAACAUUUUCUUCUCCUACACAAAUCUGCAAACAUGUUCAAAUACUUAAUCCUGUUUGCCUUCGUUGGCUUAGCCUGGUCUGCCCCAGCACCUGCACCUAAACCAGAACCAGCACCAGCACCGUCUCCACUUUCAGUGAUAUCAGAAAUCAAAACACCAGCAUCCACCGCUAAACUGACACCCCUUAUCACACCCAUCGCUUCGCCUUUGAUUCCUCGUUUUGCUUUUUUACCCCAAUUAACACCAUACACUUAUACUUAUGCAGCACCUGUUGAAAUAGCCGCUGUACCAUCCAGUUAUUCGAUCGAACAACACGGAUUUGAAUGGGACGGGUUGUUACGUAAUAUUGACUUAACGUAA